This is a messenger RNA of Panicum hallii, 2790 nucleotides long. RefSeq names its product scarecrow-like protein 27. Gene Ontology annotation, biological process: regulation of DNA-templated transcription. The transcript has a single exon. Lineage: Eukaryota; Viridiplantae; Streptophyta; Magnoliopsida; Poales; Poaceae. Gene Ontology annotation, molecular function: DNA-binding transcription factor activity; sequence-specific DNA binding. Gene Ontology annotation, cellular component: nucleus. The record is from RefSeq and is a predicted model, not a curated record. Bases 303 to 2432 code for a protein of 709 amino acids.
UAGAGAGAGAAGAGGCCACAGAGCGAGGAAGGAGAGAGAGAGGAGACCAUAGCAUAGCAGCUUGCAGCAGCAGCAGCAGGGGAGGAGAGAGAGAACAGAGCAGAGGCACAAGGCAGGCAAGGGCACGCGGUGCUCCUGCUUGCCCCCACCUCCUCCCUGUUCUAUACUCUCGCACGCCCCCCGUCCCCCACCCCAUCAGACGCGCCGCGCCAAGAACUCCCCCCUAGCCACAAGCCAUCCCCGGGUUGCGCUGAGCUGCCUGCCCCCCAGAUCUCGCCGCGAGAUUAUGUGGGAUUAGGUAGAUGAGGGCGGCGCUGUUCGGUGUCGAGCGGAACGGGGCAGCAGACCUCGUCGGCGGCGGGAAGGCGCUGUUUUGGCCGGAGGGGAAGGCGAAGGCGCUGGUGGAGCCGAGGUCCGUGCUGGACUGCACGCGGAGCCCCAGCCCCAACAACUCCACAUCGACGCUGUCGUCGUCCCUGGGCGGCGGCGCCGCGGACUCGACCGGCGUGGCGGCCGUCUCGGACAGCAGCGCCGCCGCCGCCGCCGAAGCCACCAAAUGGGGAGCCCCUGGCGAGCACGGCGGCGGCGGGAAGGAGGACUGGGCCGGCGGAUGUGAGCUGCCGCCGAUCCCCGCCGGCCUCGACAUGGGGCUCGUCGGCGGCGACAGCUGGGACGCCGUGCUCGGCAACGCCGCCGCCGCCGGGCAGGACCAGACCUUCCUCAACUGGAUCAUUGGGGCCGCCGGCGACCUGGAUCAGCAGGGGCCGCCGCUUCCCGUGCACCAGCAGCAGCUCCUGGACAAUGCGGGCUUCGGGUUUCCGGCCGCGGACCCCCUGGGCUUCUCGCUCGAUCCCCACCUCGGCGGCGUCGCCUCUGACAUGUCGUCCCCGGGCCCUGUCUCGCACACUACCAACAGCGGCGGGGGCAGCAAGGCGUCCUCAGCCUUCGGCCUCUUCUCGACGGAGUCCGCCUCCCUCCAGACGCCGCCGCCUCCGGUGCUGUUCCACGAAGGUAUCGACAUAAAGCCCCCUCUUCUCGGUGCGCAGCCGCCCGGCCCGCUCCUCCACCAGUUUCAGCACCAGCCGCCGCCCGCCACAACCUUCUUCAUGCCACUCCCAUCUUUCCCCGAUCACAACCAGCAGUCCGCACUCCUCCAGCCUCCGCCUAAACGCCAUCAAUCCAUGAGAGAUGACCUCUAUCUCGCCAGAAACCGGGCUGCGGCGGCGGCGGCGCAGGGUCUCCCAUUUCCACCACUGCAUGGCCCUGCUCCAUUCCAGCUCCAGCCUUCGCCGCCGCCGCCCCACGGGGCGAUGAAGACGACAGCUGCGGAGGCGGCGCAGCAGCAGUUGCUGGACGAGCUGGCUGCGGCGGCAAAGGCCGCCGAAGCCGGCAAUUCCAUUGGCGCGCGAGAGAUAUUGGCGCGGCUCAAUCACCAGCUUCCCCCGCUCGGGAAGCCGUUCCUCCGCUCCGCCUCCUACCUCAAGGAGGCCCUCCUCCUCGCGCUCGCCGAAGGUUACCACGGCGCCUGCCGCCUCACAUCACCACUGGACGUUGCCCUCAAGCUCGCAGCGUACAAGUCUUUCUCUGACCUCUCGCCCGUGCUCCAGUUCACCAACUUCACGGCAACACAGGCGCUUCUUGACGAAAUUGCAGGCAGCACAGCUUCCUGCAUCCAUGUCAUUGAUUUUGAUCUCGGUGUUGGAGGCCAGUGGGCAUCCUUCUUGCAGGAGCUCGCACACCGCCGCGGCGCAGGUGGUGCAGCUCUGCCGUUCGUUAAGCUCACUGCCUUUGUAUCAGCUGCUUCCCACCAUCCACUGGAGCUGCGUCUUACCCGGGAUAACAUUGCACAGUUUGCUGCAGACCUUGGAAUUCCUUUUGAGUUCAAUGCUGUCAGUGCGGAUACGAUCAAUCCUGCGGAGCUCAUUUCUACCACUGGCGAUGAAGUUGUAGCUGUUGUCCUCCCUGUUGGUUGCUCUGCUCGUGCACCACCGCUGCCGGCAAUCCUUCAGUUGGUGAAACAGCUUGGCCCUAAGAUUGUGGUUGCCAUAGACCAUGGCGGUGAUCGUGCUGACCUUCCGUUCUCGCAGCACUUCUUGAAUUGCUUUCAGUCUUGUGUGUUCCUCCUUGAUUCACUCGAUGCCGCUGGCAUUGAUGCUGAUUCUGCCUGCAAGAUUGAGAAGUUUCUAAUUCAGCCAAGAAUUGAGGAUGCGGUGCUUGGGCGGGGCAAGGCGGAGAAGCCAAUGGCAUGGAGGAGUGCAUUUACAGCUGCUGGGUUUGCACCUGUUCCACCCAGCAACCUGGCGGAGGCACAGGCCGACUGCCUCCUGAAGCGGGUGCAGGUCCGCGGCUUCCAUGUGGAGAAAUGUGGGGUUGGGCUCACACUCUAUUGGCAGCGCGGCGAGCUUGUCACCGUAUCAGCAUGGCGGUGCUGAUCAGCAAUCCGCAAACCGCACCUGUGUCUAUCAAUGUUUCACCACCAUUCGCUGGCAUCUUCAACUCCAGUAAUGUGUAUUUUGUCCUGCAAUUAAAUAUUGCAAAGAAAACUAAUAUCUUGGUGUUGAACACUUCAUGUUGAUUCUCUUUGCAGCUUAUUAGCUAGAACUAGUGGGUUUAGCAAUGCUGGUGCCAGUGUCUCUAGUGUAAUGAUGUUGUUCUAGGUUUCUACCAUGCUUGCUCUCUGCUCACUCAGACAUUCUCAUGUCAUUUGAUACACUGCUUGUGAGGAGAGGGUAUAAUUAACCUAUCAAAUGUUUCUGUGGUACAGUAUUAAUAUGUGUUCCUAUUUCUUUA